This is a messenger RNA of Didymosphaeria variabile, 1857 nucleotides long. RefSeq lists its product as uncharacterized. NCBI's taxonomy places the organism in Eukaryota, Fungi, Ascomycota, Dothideomycetes, Pleosporales, Didymosphaeriaceae. The coding region runs from base 1 to 1857 and encodes 618 amino acids. The record is from RefSeq and is a predicted model, not a curated record. The transcript has a single exon. Gene Ontology annotation, biological process: carbohydrate metabolic process.
AUGCGCUUCUUCGCCACGUUGCUCGGCCUCUGUGUCGCGACAGGCCCCGUAGCGGCUCAGGUUGCGCCUGUGGUCACAGAAUCAGGCGUCUCAGCCCAUCCAUUCGACAUCAACCAGGUCUCUUUGACCAGCAGUCGCUUUAUGGCCAACCAGAAUCGAACGCUCAGCUAUCUCAAGUUCGUGGACACCAAUCGCCUCCUCUAUAACUUUCGCUUGAACCACAAGCUGUCAACUAGUGGAGCAAUAGCGAAUGGUGGUUGGGAUGCUCCUGACUUCCCGUUUCGUACACACAUGCAAGGUCAUUUCCUGACUGCUUGGGCUCAAUGUUAUGCACAAUUGGGCGACACCGUGUGUCGGGACCGAGCUACAAGCUUUGUAGCGGAACUCAUCAAGUGCCAGAACAACAACAAAGCCGCUGGAUUUGCUACUGGAUACCUGUCUGGCUUCCCUGAAUCCGAGUUCGCGAAACUGGAGAAUGGUACGCUCAGUAAUGGUAACGUGCCAUACUACGCCAUUCACAAGACGCUUGCCGGAUUGCUCGAUGUUUAUCGCUGGAUCGGCGACACAAAUGCAAAGACGGUCCUGCUCGCUUUUGCUGGCUGGGUGGACACACGCACUAGCAAGUUGAGCUAUGAUCAGAUGCAGAAGGUCAUGCAGACGGAGUUUGGCGGUAUGAAUGAAGUGCUUGCGGACAUAUACCACCAGACAGGGGACAAGAAGUGGCUUACCGCCGCGCAGCGGUUCGACCAUGCCGCUAUAUUUGACCCACUUGCGUCUAACCAGGACACACUUGACGGACUACAUGCAAAUACCCAGGUGCCAAAGUGGAUCGGCGCGGCGCGAGAGUUUAAAGCCACGGGCACGUCCAAGUACCGCGACAUCGCAAAGAACGCCUGGGCAUUUACCGUCAACGCGCAUUCCUACGCCAUCGGCGGCAAUAGCCAGGCCGAGCAUUUCCAUGCACCCAACGCGAUCUCCACAUGGCUGACGAACGACACUGCAGAAGGAUGCAACACAUACAACAUGCUCAAGCUUACACGCGAGCUCUUCACCAUGAACCCUACCGACGCCACAUACUUCGAUUUCUACGAGCGCGCGCUCAUCAACCACAUGCUCGGACAGCAGAACCCAGCUACCGACCACGGCCACAUCACAUACUUCACGUCGUUGAACCCGGGCGGCCAUCGAGGCCUCGGCCCAGCUUGGGGAGGUGGUACAUGGAGCACAGACUAUGAUUCGCACUGGUGUUGCCAGGGAACAGGUAUCGAGACGAACACAAAGAUGCAGGACUCGAUCUACUUCUACGACGAUUCUUCGCUCUACGUCAAUCUCUUCACACCGUCGAAGCUGAACUGGAAAGCGCGCAGUGUUACUAUUAUCCAGUCUACCACGUUCCCUGCGAGCGAUACUACGAGCCUUACAGUCAUUGGCGGGGACAGUUGGGCGAUGAAGAUCCGCAUCCCAUCCUGGACCUCGGGCGCUACCAUCACAGUUAACGGCGUCACACAGUCCAUCACCACAACUCCAGGCAGUUAUGCUACACUUAGCCGUACCUGGGCCUCAGGCGACGUCGUAAUCGUAAAGCUGCCCAUGAAGUUGCGCGUCAUACCUGCCAACGACAACAAGUCUGUCGCAGCUUUGGCUUUUGGCCCUACUGUUCUCUGUGGCGACUAUGGUAGCACCACGCUCUCUGCCAAUCCGAAGCUCGAUUUAAACACUGUGAAGCGCAGUGGGACGACUGGUCUGGCGUUUGCCGGUACUGCUGACGGUAAGCCAGUGAAUAUUGGGCCGUUCUACGAUGCGCAGGGAUUCAACUAUGCGGUGUACUGGGCCGUCAGUGGUUCGUUGCCUGCGUAG